CUGCAAGGCCAGGGCCGUCCUCCUGAAGCACGAGGGCGGAUAGAGAGACGGGCUGCGACGUGGAGGGUCCCGCGCGCCUCUGACGAGCUGGUGCUAACCCGGGAGUCGAGGUGCCAUUGGCUAUCCGGGAGGAGGGGAAUCCCGCUGAAAGGAGACUCAAAGGCUCCCUUGCCGGGAAGGAGACAAAGAAAGCGGCUUAUUUACAAGGUCCGAAAAUAUCUGUCACAUGUGGCUGGGAGGGAUCGAGAGAAAGGAAGCGCGUGUGUGAGGAGCGGAAAAGACAUAUACAAGCAUGGGGAAGACAUUGAAGAAUCCCAGAAUCUCGGGAGCGGCGGCAGCACAAAGGACAGCAUCUAUGGCAUUAACAGGAAACAGGACUAUGUCAAGAACUCUGGGGGUAUACUUGGUGAAAAUGAAUUAAGACCACCCUCCCAGCUCUUAGAGAAGACCAGGACAGGGUUCAUAUCAGAAAACAUUUUUGAGACAGUGUCCUUGAGUUCAGACUCUCUCUUCCAGAGGGCAGUUUCAAUUCUCCAUACUUCUUACUUGGACUCUGCAUCUGAGCAUGGGUUUCAAUACAGUCAAGUGACUUUGGUGAAAAAUGACAUUUUCUUAAAUGAGUACAAAACUUUUUACCAAGAAAAAAAAGCAAGUAACUACACUCAGGAAGAACUUCAAGAAACUUAUGGGUUUCUUCUGUUUGAAAGUGAAAAUCAGGCAAAAUUAGUAUGUCGGCGUGGACUCUGUAUUGGCAGCAGUGCUAUUACCACUCUGGGUGACCCAGCAAAAGGUGUAUACAUUUCCAAAUACUCAGACUGUCUUCAUGCAAGACCAUGGUAUCAUGGAAAGUCUGGUUAUAUUAUAAUUUGUAAUCUAAUUAAGGGAAAAGUCAAGUUUGUGUCUGAGAAUUAUACAACUAACUAUAUUAGCCCAUCUUCUGGCUAUGAUUGCCAUGUGGCUGCAAAUACUAACAAGGUUUCUCACAAGACGAGUCAUUUUCGCGCCUUUGAACUGAGUCAGUAUUAUUUGUAUGAGCUUUCAGGUGCCACUGUUACUGAGCGACCUAGACAGAUUCAUCCUUACGUAAUUGUAGCUUUUCAGUACAAGGAACCUAAAAAGAUGGCGGCACCAGCUCAUAAAAGCUUACUUGAGCUCAGUGAAAAUGUUCUCAUCUCCCCAUGGAAUGGGAAAUUAAUUAUUAAAGGCUGUCUGCUGUGUGACAUAACUCUUUGGUCCUCUUAUGGUACAGUGGUUCCCAUCCACCUACCACAUGAACUAGAUUUUAAGUAUGUAAUGAAAGUGUCAUCUCUGAAAAAAAGACUACCAGAAGCUAUCUUUAGAAAACAGAAUUACUUGGAGCAAAAAGUCUGUUGCCAAGAUAUGUACUUCAAUAUGUAUGAAGUGGAAUUGUCAAACAAACAAGGGGACAAAAUAGAUAAACUAACCGAAGUCAUUAAAAAUAAGCAAUUGGCACUCAUCAAAUGCUUAGAAAAUCGGGAGGUUUUCAUUUUACUUACAUCAUCAGCGUUAAUUUCAGAAACAAAUUUUGGAGAUGAGCAGAUGGCUCUACAUGGAUUACAUUUAUUCCAUUCAUCCCUGUCAGCAGGGCUGAAAGACUUGAAAGUUGAAGAUGACAUCUCAUUGAAGGUGAUACCUAUUUUACCUGCCCUUAAUUGUGCACUGCUAGAAGCAAGGAACUCAUUUACUGAAGAAGGAAUCUGUCUAAAUACAUUAGUAAAACGUAAUUUUCAAGAACUGUACAAGAUGGAGAGAAAUCCAUUGACAACUUCUUCUCAGGAUGGAGUAAAAGAGACUUUAUUCUUUGGCAAAAUGUCCAAUGGUUUUGACUUGGUUCCUCCAGCUGAAAAGUGCCCUGUACAGUCUUUAACUCAGUUGAAGACUUAUUUUUCAGAUCCUAGUGGGUACAUUUUGGAAGUAUCUACAGCAUUAGAUUUAUUGGCAGAGCAUUCACAGUCUCCUUGUAUUUCAGAUGGAAUUUGUGAUGCUGGAUUUUCUUUAGUUAUGACUCCAGAUCCUGAAUUUCUUGACUCAGAAGCAGAAGUAAGAAGAGAAACUGAAACAAAAAAGAAUUCUGAAGAAAUGUUUAAAGCUAGGAAGAGAAAUAUAGUUCCAUUAAAUUCAGCAUCAAAUCUGAGAGUUCAGCCAAAGAGGAAGGCCAGCAUGCCACCUAUGGGGCAGAGUAAAAGAGUGAACGUGUGCUGUCCUUUCCCCAAAAGAACUCCUGCGAGAGCAAAUAGGGCUUCAACCCCUCCAGCAACUCUCAAAUUAGUUAAAGGACAGUUUCCUCAGAAAAGAAAAAGAGGUGCUGAGGUGCUGACUGCACAGUUUGUACAGACAACCAAAUUGGAUACGAAAAACCAAGAAGCUCUUAUUUCUAAAGAUGUUCCAGUUGCAACGACUCCUAAAAGGGCAAGGAAACAAGAGAAAUCUCCAGUCAAAACUGUUCCGAGGGCUAAACCACCUGUGAAGAAAUCUCCACAAAAACAGAGGGUAAAUAUAGUAAAAGGCAAUCAGAAUCCCAGAAUCAGAAAGCAGCCACAACCUGCCAAAGGAGAAACUGCUUCUCAGCUUCAAUCAAAAAUUUCAUUAUGUGGGCAAGAAGAUGUUAUUGGCAUAAAUACAGCUCAACCAGAAAACAUCACAGUGGCUCAGAAAGCUCCAGCUGAGAAUUCCAUUGUCAACUGUGACUCCCAGGCCCUAAACCUGUUAGCUGAUCUCGCAUUAAGCGCUGCUACCUCUACCACACCACCAUCUGAGCCCAGAAACCUUCCUUGCUCUUCUGAAUUGCCACAAAGCAAUGUUUUGCUUUCUAAAGAACAUUCUCUGAGCAAUACAUCUGACCAUGAAUAUCAUAGAGGAGUUAAAAGUAAAAAAAGGGGAGUGUUACCUAAGCCCUCCUCUGAUAAGAAGAGUAAUCUGACAUCAGACUCCACUGUCAGCCAAGAGGAAGAGAGGUUGGUUCCUGACAGUCAGACCCCUAUUGAAGCCCAGUCGGCACUUCCUGAGGAAACAAUGGAAACUUCAGAUGCAAGCCAAAGUUCUGUUGCUGUGGAACAUUCCUAUGCCCUGCUCCUUGCAGAACAUUCAAAGAAGGCACUACAGCAGAGAGGGUUACCAGGCCCUGCCUUCACCAAGAAUGGCACAAAAGGCCCUGAAGCAGGAACCCCAGUGGGAAAAGUAAUGCCAUUUCGGCAUCAGCUGAGCACCUCCCCUAUUCAAAAGCUUCCUGAGGACCCAGUACUCAAGCGCAGGAGCAGAUUGCUGUCUUCCAGCCUGAGAGACUUUUACUGCUCUCGUACUGUGUUCAGCUGUGACGGCUCCUUCAAGGUCACUUUCAAAUGUGAAACAAACUAUGUAUUCAGCUUAGACAGCAAAUAUACCAACAACCCACUGGAGAAAACUGUACUAAGAGCAUUACAUGGGCCCUGGAACACUGAUUUACCUGAUAAUGUGGAAGAAGUGAAGCUUUUACUUCAUAUGUGGGUGGCUUUGUUUUACAGCAAUCAGAACAGAGUCAUACGAUCAUCCCGAAAAGUAGUAGAACACAGCAACCCUGCCAAAUAUGUGUCUAUCAAUACUACAAUAGAAUCUUUUCAAUUCAGUGAAAUUGAGGAGUCCCGCAGUGUGGAAAGGUGUUCUGUAGGCCCUUUGUUGGAGACAGAGGAAGCUCCCAGAGGUCAUAGUGCUGAAGUGUCCUUCCCUGACACUAACUCCUUGCUUCCUUUCAUUAAACCACCUGCAAGAGGCUUGGAACUCUGGGUACAGAAUGAACAGAAAGAAGUUUUUGUAAGAGAGAAUCAUCCAGAUACUCCAGAAAAGCAGAAUUUCAUCUAUUCUUGUAAUAAUGAGAUCAUUGAGGGGAAAUCCAAACAAGAGUCAUCGGAUAAAACAGAGACUUCUAAUCUUGUGCUUUCUAACACUGGAAGUAUCCGAAUUAAUGGACCUUCUAUUCCUGGUGAAGAUAAAACCUUUGAGCCACUUGAUAGCACAAGAGUGACUUCUUUUGAUACAGUCACACAAACCACAUUCACUAAGACUUGUGAUGGGAUCAGCAGUCAGUCAGUGAUUUGUCAAAAAUCUGUGUAUAGCACCCUUGAAAACAAAGUCGAUAAUUUCCAUGCAACAGUGCAAGCAAAAACCAGUGGUUUACAGACCCUUAUCGAGCAUAGCAGCCCCCAAAACAAAGAAUGUCAGCCUUCACAGGAAAAGAAAGAUGAUAUGGGGUAUGUAAUGAUUAAUCUGGAACCAGUUACUCUUACUUUUGAAAAAAAUGCAUGUAUACCAAUACAGGCAGAAAUUGCAAAUAGAGCUGAUAAACCUACAGCCUUUAAUAUGGAGUUGCUUAAACAAGUAUCACCUGCUAGAAGUUUUAGACUUCCUAUAUCCACAUUUGAAAAGGUACAAACACAAGGUCUUAAGGACAUUCUAUCUCUAGCAACGUCAGGAGAAAAAGGCACUAAGUACCUUUGUGCCUCCUCAGUAAGUGGAGAGACACUAGCUAAUAAUGAAAUGUGUUCAUUACAGAAAGAGAUUCCUGUUCCAGGCUCAUCAUUGCCAACUGAUAAUUCAUUGGAAAAAGAGGCAUUACCAUUAGUUGAAAGUUGUAAUUCUUCAUUACCCAGAGAAGAAAUGAAACUCUCUCAAGAACUUUUUCUGCAACCGAAGAGUCUCUUAAGCAUAUCUUCAGAAGAGAUUUUGGAGCCAUCACAGAUUGAAGAAGCCUCACCAUCAGCCUCUGCCAUGUUGGAAAAAAAUUACUCACUUAGCUGCAUUCCAUCAAGAAGUAAUACAUCAAAUGGCUCUUUAGAAUUAAAGAGUGACAAGAGUGGUCUAAACAGUGAAAAUAGGAAUUUUGAAUCAUUUAAGUCCGCAUUUGCUAAACAAACCAGCCUAUCUAUAAAUGGAGAGGAGGUAAGCCUAGAGUUAGAGGAAGAUUCUGACAUUGACCUAACUCUCACAAUAUCACCACCUACAAGUCCCAGAGAAGAAAUGCCAGCUGGUGAAACAGAGCAACACCAGGAGGCCCCAUUACCAAAUUUAGAGCUCCAGGAUAUAGAUGAAGACAUAAUUGAGCCACAAGAAGUGACUUUCAUAGAAAACAGAGAAGUGAAUUCUGCUAAAUAUACUUCUGCCCUUGAGCUUACAGAGGAAGUUAAUGUUACUUCAGACUUUCCCUUUGGUUCUUUAAUUGAAGAAGUGUCACCAGCUUCUAGUCCUGACCCCCAGAUACCAGUUGAAGAAACACAACCAUCUCGGGAUGUGUCUCCAUGUAGUUUAAAACAUCCCGAUGCACAGAAUGGGAAAGGUGGCAAAUUCUCCCACACUGAGUCAGUAGAUUUGGCCAUAACAGAAAAGGAAAAUUCUUUUGGUCCUAUCCAUCCAAUGUUACUAUUAAAUAAUCAUCCAGGAAGAAAAGAUAAGCAUUCAACCCUUCUGGGCAAAGUAACUAAGGAAAUUGUCCCAAGUGAACAUGGUGAGGAUUUCUCUUUCUCAGAAAAGUUGCCAUGCUGCAAUAAAGAAUUAAACCAGCCUGCCCCAACUGGCAGUUACAGAGCUGACUUCAAGACUUCUCUAGAAAAAUUGGUAACGUCAGGAAAUCCAUUGCAGCCGAUCAGUAUAGAAAACAGAAAUUCAGGUUUAAAUCACCUUGCCUUGGAGACCAGUGAGCCCCCAUAUAGUCCUAGAAAGAUUUUGGAAAAUAAGUCUUUGGUUGAUACGUUUAUUUCAACAAAUAGUCCAAGUGAAAUAAUGAAUGUAUCAUUAAAACAGGAGACUAGUCCGAAAAGCAUUAAGAAUCUCUUUAGCAGUGAUUUGAAAAUAAAUGAAGGCAAUUACAUGCAAGUUCAGUCCAUGAGCUCUGACUCAGUCGAUGAAGCUGAUGAUACACAGGCACACAGGCACCCAGAGAUCCCCAACCUUGCUUUUUCCUCAAGUGGUGCUACCGUAACCCAUUUUACAAGACCCAUAAACGUUGAGACAGGGUUUCAAACACAGGAAAUAUCAGUAGUCAGAAUGGCCAGUUUGCUUAAGAAUAGUGAAACCGAAGCUGAAUUAUAUGAAAACAACAUAGACCUAGGAGGUAUUGACUCUGAAUCAAACACCACAUCUCCAGAAGGCAAACAAAAAACCACCCAUAUGCCGCAAGAUAUGUCAACAUGCAAAACAAAAGAUCUGUCGAAUAAAGGACUUUCCCCCAUGUAUCUAUAUGCUGAUUCUCAUCAAAACACAGCAGUCACCAGUGAAAAUGUCAAUAAAGAGCCUUCUGCCUUUUUUGUUCCCAAAUCUUGUGCUCCUCUUGUUUGUGGAGUCUCUAAAGAGCAGGUGGAAAAUAAAAGCUCUGGUGAGGGGAUCAGGACUGAGGAGGACUCUGAAACCCUGGAGGGAGAUAUGGAUAAUAGUGUGAAUUCUGACUUCCAUUAUGAACCACUUUCCGGAGACUCUGAUCAAGACUCUUUUGGUGAUUGUAGAAAUCUGAAAUUAGACAUGGAGAGUUCCUGCGCUUUGCGAUGUAGUCACAAGAAAGAAGGUGCUUUGGAAGAUGGUUAUGACUCUUUCCUGAGCCUAAACAAUAGUCAUAAGGACGAUUGGGCCUACUCUACCCAGGUUUCAGAGUUGGAGACCAGCAUACCUCCCCGAAACCGGUUUGAUGGAUUAAAGAAAGAAGAUAAGAGUGUGCCAUGUUACAUCCAAAUCAGAGAUCUCCAUGGUAUCCCCAGGACUUACACUAAUUUUACUAUAACUAAAGAGGUCAAAGGUACCAAGAGAACUUUGCACGGCCUGAGGAGGCAGCGCAAUUUCACUGCUAAACAUGGCUUGCUAAGCUCCUGGACAAAUACUUGGCAGAUAGAAGAUAACCUUACUCAGAACACUUUAGAUCUGGAGUAUCUGCGUUUCCAACAGAAAGUGAAGCAAAUUGUAAAGAAAGGGGAUUCCCAGCUUUCUCCAUCUUCCACCAAUGACUUUUUGAAGAAACCACCUCUCCAAAUUGCCUCUGAAGUUUUCCCUUUGCCAAAGACAUCUGAAUCCUCAGUUCUCCAUCCUCCAUCCCAGAGCAAAAGUACCCUCUUGGUAACAAUCAUGCACUCAGACUCCAGGCCACAGAGCCAGCACCCGAGACGCCACAGGUCCAGCAAAUUAGACAGUUCUUCCUUUUGGAAGGAAAGAUGUGAUCGCAGGAGAAAUCAUCUUACAAAUUCUAAAAGAAAUCAGACUGUUUCUUUCCACCUCAACAAACUGAAAUAUAACAGUACUUUGAAGGAAUCCCGGAAUGAUAUCUCCCUUAUUCUCAAUGAAUAUGCGGAAUUCAACAAGGUGGUGAUGAAUGGCAAUCAAGUCAGUUUGCGAGUUAAAGAGUCAAAUGUUGGUUCUGGAGAAGCCACAUCUCAAGAGAUGUACUCAUCUUCCCCAAGAAGAUCUGCCUCCUACGAAGACAUGAUUACAGACUUGUGUAACAGUUUGCGCGUCAAACUAAAAAGUGUCGUGAAAGAGGCAUGCAAAAGCACCUUUCUGUUUUACCUCGUUGAGACAGAGGACAAGUCAUUCUUUGUGAGAACAAAGAAUAUUCUGAGGAAAGGAGGCCAUACAGAAAUUGAACCUCAGCAUUUCUGUCAAGCUUUUCACAGAGAGAAUGAUAUGCUAAUGGUCAUCAUCAAAAAUGAAGAUAUCUCAUCACAUUUACAUCAGAUUCCUUCUUUGCUGAAGCUGAAGCAUUUUCCCAGUGUCAUCUUCGCUGGAAUAGACAGCCCUGAAGAUGUUCUCAAUUACACCUUCCAAGAGCUGUUUCGGACUGGAGGCUUUGUGGUAUCAGAUGACAGAAUAUUAGAAACUUUAACAUUAGUUCAACUGAAGGAAAUUGUGAAAGCCCUGGAGAAACUAAAUGGAAAUGGAAGAUGGAAAUGGUUGCUUCACUACAGGGAAAAUAAAAAGCUAAAGGAAGAUGUAAGAGUGGAUUCAAUUGCACAUAAGAAGAACUUAAUAUUGAAAUCCUACCAGAGUGCAAAUAUCAUUGAAUUGCUUCAUUAUCACCAGUGUGACUCUCGGUCAUCAACAAAAGCAGAACAUUUAAAAUGUCUCCUAAACCUGCAAAUUCAGCAUAUCCAUGCCAGGUUUGCUGUCUUCCUAACAGAGAAGCCUGUCUCCAGAGAAGUCUUUGAAAAUAGUGGCAUCCUUGUUACAGAUGUAAAUAACUUUAUUGAAAAUAUACAAAAAGUAGCAGCUCCAUUUAGGAGUAGCUAUUGGUAAGAACACUUCUCCUGCAACUCUCCCUUGUCAGCUGGAAUUGAGGGAAGAUACUGACGUUUGUGUCUAUGAGGCAAACAGUUGUUCAAAAACUCUGUUCUUUACCUUAUGUUAUGCUGUAAAUUAAAAAUAACUCUAUUUAGGGAUGAAAUUCUUAAGUAUCCACUAAUGAAAUAACCAACCCAAUUACCCAUUUUCUGUGUGAUAUGCAUUUUCACCUGCAGUUCAUCCUGAUCACCGAGAUAGAUGAUGUAACCUUUACAAUGCAUAGAAAUUUUCCCAUUAGGUAGCAUACUAUUUAUAAAAUAGUUGUUGGUUAUUUUGUUUUAAAGAUGAAAUUAUCAAUUUUAUUUAACCAGGUUAUUCAACUGUAACUUGCCUAGACAUCAGUGAUGCCAACAACAAAUUAGUAUUUUCCCUUUUCUUUAAAAAACUUUAAGACACAUUAAAAAGUCUUCCCUUCUCAUCAUUGAAACAAAUCAAUGUUCUACAACUUAGGGGGAAAUUCCUUUCAUUUUUUUACAUUUUGUUUAAAUGGCUUCAUUUACAAUGACACAUUCACUUUGGGUUGCAGUGUUAAAUACUUUGUUUUAAAUUAAUUGUAAUUUAAAGCUAUUAAUUGAAUUUAGUUAAAAAUAAUUUUAUAAACAUGUCUACUCAGUUGUAGCAAAAGUCUAUUUUAACCAAUAGCUUUAUUUUUGCAUGUCAAUGUCAGCAACACUUAAGAAAUGCAUAUUAGUCUGUUUUAAAGUUUUUACUACCUUUGUAAAAGACUAUAAUCUCUUACGUGUUUCAUUUGCUAUUAUUCAAACACUACAUAAAGUUAACCUUUUUUCCAAAAUGGUACAAAUUUAUAAACUGUCAUCUUCCACUUAUUUUGUAAAUAGUGCACUUACAAAAUCAACUCUGAGAAUAAUCACUUAUUUAUGAUGUUAGAAAUAUUAAAAUCUUUAAACAUGAAAACCAAGCAAAAAACAUUUGUAAGACACUUAUCAUCUAUUUGGAACACAGGUUUUUAUAACUAAUUUGUUUCAUUUUUCUAAUAAAGACAACUAAAAAGUCAAUUGUUUCUGCAAGGACUUCAUAGCAAAAACUGGAGUUUGUCAGGAGAGUUGUAUCACUUUUUAAGCCACUUAAGCAAGAAUGACUGGGUUCCAGAGGAAUACUAUCACUUAUAUCAUUUUGGUCCUCAUCUGUCAGUUUAGUCCCAGCAGACCCGCCCAGUGUUUUCCCCUCCCAAGGUCAUGUGCACUGAGCUGCAAGCUACAGGAAAGAAGGGCGGGGCUGUUAGAACUAUACAGAAACUUCUUUCAAAAGCCAUUCAUCUACUUUGUAUACUUCUUACCCAAACAAAAGUGCCAAUCUCACUAUUUAUAAGUUUUAAUUAUUUGACACUAGCUUUUGCUUAGAAACCCAUUUUUUACCUCAGGGAUAAGAUUCUAAUAACAGGAUCAUAACACUGAGUUGAUUUGAAAUUACUAAGGAAAAGGAAACAUAUAUUGAGCACCUACUACUACCACCUGUCAGGUGCUAUCUGUCCAGCAUAGUCAUCUUUCAAGUUAGACCUCAAAUGUUCAUCUCCCUUACUGAAAAGCCUUCCAACAUCCAACCCCAAGGCCAUCAGUCCCAUACCACCAUUUCUUUAACUUAAACCAAGUCACAGAACAACAGGUCUAACCUGGACUACAUGCUCUUACAGAAACUGUGCCUUCAUCAUUUUUGGACCCCAUUGGCCUGGGACAUAAAGUCCUGAUAUCUUUGCUUUCUAUUUAAUACUAACCAGAUUGUACAUUUUGCAUGUUUAACUAUAUAGCAGGCUAAUUUUUAAGUUGAUAAUUUUGUAUGGUCUGAGAAUAAUGUUAGAAAUAUCCUUUUGGCUCUUGGCAGAAAAAAGGUUCCCCACCCCUGACAUAAAGUAGUGGUUCUCAACUUGUCGAUUUUGUCCCCCAGGAUAUGUUAUAACAUCUGGAGACAUUUUUGGUUCUCGGGCUAGGGAGGUGCUCCUGGCAUCUAGGAGUGAUGUCAGAGAUGCUGUUAAACAUCAUACAAUGCACAGGACAGUCCCCCAUAACAAAGAAGUAUCUGGCCAAACAAGUAGUGUGAGAUUGAGAAACUGAGCUAAUGUAAAUCAGAUAAUCUGAAUAAUAAUCUAAAUUAUUAUCCGAAUUACUUCAACAGAUUAGUCGUAUGUCCUAAUAAUGUCCUUUUAAGAAUCAAAUUCAGCCUAUAAGAAUACAGUUAAGAUGUCUUCAUUCAUCUGGUAGCUAUUACUGUAUAAUGCUAAGAGAGAGAGGAGGUCCCAGUUAAAAACAAUUUCUAACUACAAUUUACAUUACAUGAAAAUCUUUUAAAGUACCUAUCUACCUGAUAAUUAACUUGUUCUCUUACAAAUGCUACCUAUAAGCAAAAUUAUCAAAGGCAGUAACUUGCAUUUGAAUAAAAAAA
Myotis davidii is the source of this 10704-nucleotide messenger RNA. RefSeq names its product family with sequence similarity 208 member B (gene TASOR2). Gene Ontology annotation, biological process: negative regulation of gene expression, epigenetic. Lineage: Eukaryota; Metazoa; Chordata; Mammalia; Chiroptera; Vespertilionidae. The record is from RefSeq and is a predicted model, not a curated record. Gene Ontology annotation, cellular component: nucleoplasm.